UGAGAAAUGCCGUCUCUGCAAUGAAACUUUUCUGAACUGCGUGCCGUCUACACGAUCUCUAAAUCGUCAUUGGUAUCUAAAUAUUGUCUCUGCAAUCGGCUGAGUCAGUCUACAAACAUAUUUCUAUAAUCUUAACCAUAGACCAUUAUACUGAUGAUAAAGUUGCAAUCUCUCGCAGGCUAACGAAUUCCCCAAAUGUUCUUCAAUAGGCUAUUUUUCCGUGCUGGAAGAGGGUGCAUCUUAUAUGCUGUAAAAUAUAGUAUCUGAUUUAUUGGCAUCCAAUGUGAUGACAGAUAUUGAUUGUUCAGUGUAUUUAAUUAAAAGUACAGUUAAAAUAUUUAUGUAAAUGACAAAACUUUGAGAUUGAUUGUUAUUUCAGUCUACGUAUUACAUGGAGGGAAACUUGGGACAUCCUGUGUUUCAGACACAAUGGGGCAAAAUUGCAAUUAACAUAUGUUACGGUCGUCACCAUCCGCAGAACUGGAUGAUGUAUGGUAUCAACGGCGCAGAAAUCGUUUUCAAUCCUUCCGCCACGGUAGGAAAUUUAAGCGAGCCAUUGUGGCCCAUAGAAGCAAGAAAUGCGGCCGUAGCCAACAGUUAUUUUACGUGCGCCAUCAACAGAGUCGGAACGGAAAUUUUUCCUAGAGAAUUUACGUCGGCAGAUGGAAAGCCCGCUCAUAAAGAUUUUGGAUAUUUUUAUGGAUCCAGCUACAUUACGGCUCCCGAUGGCACGAGAACACCCGGUCUGUCUAGAUUGAAGGAUGGUCUACUGAUUGCUGAAAUGGACUUGAAUCUAUGCCAACAGAUAAAAGAUAAAUGGGGUUUCAGAAUGACUCAACGUCUGGAAUUGUACAGCGACUCACUCUAUGAGGUCGUCCAACCGGAUUACGAACCCUACGUUAUCAGAGAGUGAAUCGUUGGGAGUACAAAGAAACAGAAGUGCCUAAACUGAAAGGACAGUUUCA
Messenger RNA from Centruroides sculpturatus (bark scorpion), 965 nucleotides. RefSeq names its product beta-ureidopropionase-like. Gene Ontology annotation, molecular function: beta-ureidopropionase activity. Bases 392 to 913 code for a protein of 173 amino acids. The transcript has 8 exons. NCBI's taxonomy places the organism in Eukaryota, Metazoa, Arthropoda, Arachnida, Scorpiones, Buthidae. The record is from RefSeq and is a predicted model, not a curated record.